CAUGAUUUUUUUCACUUGAUUAAUUCGUUGGUAUCUGCAAUUACUCGAUCUAAAUUUUUGGGCAAGUGGGAAUCUGCUGGCGAGCUGCUGAUUGCGGAAUCUUUGAAUGAUCCGGCCACUUUUUUGGUUAGGAAUGUGAUCUCUAUUUGGUGCAUGUUGUAGUUGACAUAACGCAUGGCCUUUAAAUGGCGGCAUUUGUUUGUGACGGUGGAAUACUAGUUAGUAACUUGCGCUGGACUUUUUUUUUCUUUGGACUUCAAAUGCAGUUUGAUUUGAAUUUAGGGGACACUACUGACUGUAAUGGUAACAUCACAACUUGCAGUACCAAUGCCAUGGUAGAUGUGCUGUUUAAUUUGUGGUAACAUCAGGUGCUGGAGUGUAGAAUGUGGUGGUGGUAGAACAGCCCAUUGUUUCAGCAGUUGUUUAGGUAUUUUGGUGGUUUCACUUUAUAGGCCUGAAAUAGGCAUGAAGAGACCGAGGGCCUCAGGGUAUGUAUCAUGCAUGCAAAUUAAACAUUUACAAGCACUGAGUGACAAGUGGGCCCAGCGCACAGGUGUUUUUUUUUUUUGCUAGGAUGGGUUGCAUUCUGAUGUUUAGGAACCACAGGGUUCUUUGAUGUUGAACUGUAGCAUAGGCGUGCAGUUAUGCUCGUUGUCUGAAUUUUGGGGUUAGAUUCUUUUUUGGGUGGGGUAUAUCUAUUUUGCUAUCUGUAUGCACAUAAUUAUCAGUUUGUAGAUCCAGUUUUGAUCCCAAUCGGUGCGCAUGUAGUUUUGAGGUUAACAUAGAAGCAUACGAAACUAAUUAGCAAGAUCUUAUUCUAUACCUGGGAGGUUUUAUAUCCUGAUAAAUCACCGGAAUCCUGAAAUUACCAAAUGAACACUCUUUAUUUCAGAUUUAUUGUUUUUAUUUCCUUGCAUUUAAAGUUCAAACCUCUAGUUAAAAAUUUUUCUUUCUUGGUUCAAUUCAUCUUUCUGAUCUUUAGCCUAAGAGAAAAUGCGAGACCCAUGCAGCACGGUGGGACUUGUGGACACAGAAAGCCAAAUACAAUAGGAUAGAUAAGGUAAAGCUAGGACAGUGAACUUUUAUAUAUAGAUGGCCAAUAUGCAAAUAUGACACUUGUGAAGGUGAUUACAAUUUGCACCAUAGAAUUUCUUUGCUUUGUUCAACCUUCAGCUAACAUUAACAUAUUGUAUCCUUUUAACUGUUUGUAUAAUGUAAUAUCUUUAUUCUGUGGUUAACAUGUAACAAGAGUUGCAGCUUCAUGAAGUUCUUGUUUGUGUGGAUGGUUGCUGCUGAGGAAUGGUAGAAAACAAUAUUGCUGUAUGGUCUUCCUGAAACGUCAGUAGGGUAUCAUCGGGAAUCAUUAAAACCUUAGUGGACAGAGAUAAAUAUGUUCGUGCAUGUUUUUGUUUAGUGGCUUCCUUCCCCUUAUACAGUAUUGGACUAUUGCUAGACGCUGUCAUUCUUUUACAUGAUCCAUCUUUCUUUCCACAGAACAUAAGGUUGCAUUUCAAAAUGGUUUGCAUGCCGGGACAUUUUAAAAUGGCUUCUGUGCUGAAGCUUGUAAUGAUGGAAAAUCACACAGCACCAGAUGACGUGAUCCAUGAGAUGACUGCUGCACAGGUCCUGCAAAAGCAACUGUUUGAUGCACACGAACCAAAUUUACUAGAUGAAAACGAUAUGCAUAUAUUUGGAUCAAAACCUAUGGCUGAUCCUUUGGACCUGGUCUGCUGUAGUACUUGCAAGAAGCCAGUCAAGGCUAGCCAAUAUGCAGUUCAUACAGAGCUAUGUAGUUCAGGGAAGGUAAAUACCAAUGAUGCAAUGGGUGUUGAUCAUGCCAGUCCUACAAAGCCCCCAAAGAAGGGCAGAAAAAUAAAAGUGAUAAGUAAUGGAAAUCAAAAAGUACACAUAAAAGUGAAAGCAAAAUCUCAACCUGAAAGCAAGAACGGUGCCAAUACUUUCGAGUUGGACAAUGGGCAUGUCAGUAAAGUACAACCUAUAGAUUCCACAGGUAGGAAGACAUCGGUUCAUAAUGCAUCUGCUAUCAAUGUGCCUAAAAGUCACCUCAGAGAUGCACCAGUUCCUCUCGCAACAAAAAUGUAUCAUUCACAGGGCAACUACCGUCUUCGAUUGGAGCUUGGUGAGCUUUAUCGCGAAUCAUGUGUGGAGCAUUUGAGCAGCCAUACAACUCCAAACUUGUCACAGCAGAAUGGAUUAAUGGUUUCACAGUUUCCACCAUGUGGCAAUUCAGCAUUACUCGGUUCUCAGAAGAACCUUGUUCCUCAGACAAAGCUUCAUGCAAGCACAUCUGAACCAUGCUCAGGAAUUCCUCAGCAAUUAUCAGCAAGCAGGCCUAACCACUCACUAGUAACCAAAGCUGAGAGAGCAGAUACACAAGCAUCUACAGUUAGCAAUGAAGGUUCACGAUCCCGAUGCACCCAUUCGAGAAACAAAGGCAGCAAGAAGGCGCAGCAACAAUCUAAUGGACGUGUUCAUGUGAUAAGUCCUCAGUAGAAUAGCCCAUUGAUAGGUAAUUUAUUGGUCUAGUGGUAGUAUCACUGCUGAGCAGUCUUCUUUGUUCCUUUUCAAAUGAAAUUGGUUCUUAUCAGGAUGGUUUUAGAUUGAACGGUCCGGAUUCAGGAUCGUUUUGGCUCGUCGAUUCUUGGUACAAGAAGCUAACCAACUCUAGUUCUAGCACUGAUGAUGGAAUUACCUGUAAAUAUGGCCUCAAAGGCCUUCUCUUCUCCCUGCCUCCCUUGUUGCAGAAGAUUGUGAACCUGAUGAACAUUUGCAAUAUAGCCUUUAUCCUCUCA
This is a messenger RNA of Panicum hallii, 2813 nucleotides long. RefSeq lists its product as uncharacterized. Gene Ontology annotation, cellular component: SAGA complex. NCBI's taxonomy places the organism in Eukaryota, Viridiplantae, Streptophyta, Magnoliopsida, Poales, Poaceae. The record is from RefSeq and is a predicted model, not a curated record. The transcript has 13 exons. Bases 1516 to 2514 code for a protein of 332 amino acids.